Messenger RNA from Solanum stenotomum, 714 nucleotides. RefSeq lists its product as uncharacterized. NCBI's taxonomy places the organism in Eukaryota, Viridiplantae, Streptophyta, Magnoliopsida, Solanales, Solanaceae. Gene Ontology annotation, molecular function: DNA binding. The record is from RefSeq and is a predicted model, not a curated record. The coding region runs from base 1 to 714 and encodes 237 amino acids. The transcript has 2 exons.
AUGCCAGGCAGGCCUAGAAAGCUGAGAAGGAAAGAGGUUGGUGAAACUAAGGUGUCUGGUAAUCUGUCUAAAACUGGACUAACUAUGACAUGUAGUCUUUGCCAUGUUAAAGAUCACAACAAAAGAAGUUGUCAUUUACGAAGGAGUGAUGGAGUUGGUUCUAUUGCCGAGGAACAUAGAGCUACCCCUACUUCAAAUGUUGAAGAACCAUCAAGCUCAAGAAAGGGAAGGGGAAGGGAAAGGGGAAGACCAAAGAAAUCAACAAAUAUUAAGAGUGAGCCUGUUGCAAAAAGGGGGAGAGGCAGACCUAAAAAUGCAAGUGUAAGUGUAAGUGCAAGUGCAUGUGCAAGUGCAAGUGCAAGUGCAAGUGCAAGUGCAUCAAAGGUUGCACCUAGAACCACUGCACCUCCAACAACUUCAAGAACACCAAGACAUGAAGCAAGUGCAAGUGCAAGUGCAUCAAGGACUUCACCUAGAACCACUGCACCUCCAACAACUUCAAGAACACCAACACAUGAAGCAAGUGCAAGUGUAAGUGGUGCUGGAGUAUCAUCAAGAGCUUGGAGUGGUAAAGGAAGGGGCAAGGGACUGGGAAGUGCAGCAAGAGGUAUUAAUCAUCCACUUGAAAGCUGGUUUACANUGUAUAUAUACGUUAUUCAAUUUUUGAAACUAACUAAGGAAUACUUCCAAAUCCGAUCAUAUUGUAGUCAAUAA